AUCGGAGAAUAUGGAGAAUUUUGAGAAGAAUUUGAAAGUAUGUGAAAGUACAUCGAAGGUGGUUCUAAACGUUCUUCACUUGGUUUUAUCAGAUCUUUCUUCCAUGAACAGCUCAUUAAUAGAUGUCCUAGUGGAUAAUGUUUGUAAAAGGAACCCAUCCUUUGUUUUUGCCAAUCCAGCAGAAUGCCAGCUUUAUUACAACUGCUCAUCAAAAAAUGGUUCAUUUCUUUCCACAUGGCCUGAUCACAUGGCAGAAUGUCAAUAUCCUGAUAUGUUCUCAACAAAAACGCUUCAAUGUGAAAAGUUUACAGAAGUAGAAUGUGGGGAUCGAAAAGAACUCAAAAAUCCUUGUGAAUAUAAAUUAUAUGCCGAUACAAUUUUCACAUGUAAAUGGCAAAACCCUAGUUGUAAGGGGAGAACAGACGGGUUACACAAGGGAUAUCAAGGUCCAAACUCUUACAUCAACUGUUUCCAAGAACGUUUGAUUAAUACAGGAGUUUGUGAGGAUGAAGAUAUUUGGAAUAUAUAUAAGAUCCCCUACAAUGGCACGUGUACAAACCCUUUUGAAGUUCCUCACAAAGAUGGCGGAUUUUUGUCUAGUUGUCAAGGAAAAACAGACGGGAAUUAUCGUUUUGAGUAUGAUAGCUUCUACAUGGGGCAGGGGGAUUACUUCGGAGUAGGUAGACAAUGUGAUGCAUUCUAUCGUUGCGAAGGGGGCGUGGCUACAGCUGUCAAAUGUCCGAAUGGAAGUGUGUUUGAAUCUCAAAGUAGAGCUUGCAAGGCUGGAAAUCACUCCAUAGAAUUAGGAUGCCAGCUAUACUGUAACCCAAACUUUAAAAUGUGGAACGGGUUUCCAAAUAACUUGGCAGAAUGUCCUUAUCCCGAACAGUUCUCUGACGUCACUCAUAGAUGUGAAAACUUUACAAAGGUCACAUGUGGCUCCCGCCCUGAGGUCAAGGACUUUUGCAAGUAUUGGGUGCAGCUGUUCAUGAACCGACACACAGGACGUUGCGAAUCGUUUCACUUCAGCUGUGCAGGUUUACCUGACGGGCUUAACGAACAUCCAGUCAAACGACCCGGCCCUUAUUAUGUUAUUUGUCUCAAAGAAAGGCUAAUACAAGAGGGAACGUGUCCCUCGGACAGUGAAUGGCAGACAGAAACAUUUCCAUACAAUGGUAAAUGCACUCAGCGAUACGCAAUUCCCGUAUCCCACUAUGAUAUCGGUCUCCUCCCGGAUUGCUCCGGUAAAUCUGACGGGAACUACCAGUAUCUGAAAAAAUGUGAUGCUUUCUACAGAUGUGAACAGGGUAAUGCAACUGCCGUAAAAUGUCCUUCAAACACUAUCUUCGACACUAGCAGUAAAGCUUGUAGAAAUGAUGGUGUCUGCUCUAGAUGA
Molecule: messenger RNA, 1396 nt
Organism: Saccostrea echinata
Lineage: Eukaryota; Metazoa; Mollusca; Bivalvia; Ostreida; Ostreidae
Exons: 4
Coding region: 11-1396 (461 amino acids)
Cellular component (GO): extracellular region
Molecular function (GO): chitin binding
Source: RefSeq, a predicted model, not a curated record